This is a messenger RNA of Sphenostylis stenocarpa, 1866 nucleotides long. The record is from the annotation of a GenBank genome assembly. Lineage: Eukaryota; Viridiplantae; Streptophyta; Magnoliopsida; Fabales; Fabaceae.
AUGGAGAAAAGAGGGGAUGUAGCUCUAUGUUGUUUGGCUUUGUUCUUCUUGUGGACUUCAGUGGCUGGUUUGCUUUCUCCUAAAGGUGUCAACUCUGAAGUUCAAGCUCUGAUGAGCAUUAAGAACGCUCUGGUGGAUCCAUAUUCUGUCUUGGGUAACUGGGAUGGUGAUGCUGUAGAUCCUUGCAACUGGGCUAUGGUCACAUGUUCUUCUGAUCAUUUUGUCACUGCCCUUGGAAUUCCAAGCCAAAAUAUAUCUGGCAAACUCUCAUCAAGCAUAGGCAACUUACCUAACCUCUUGACUGUGCUUCUGCAGGAUAAUAAUAUAACAGGACCAAUCCCCUAUGAGAUUGGAAGGCUCCAAAAGCUUCAGACUCUUGAUCUUUCUGACAAUGUAUUCACUGGUCAACUUCCAGAUUCUCUUGCCCACAUGAAGGGUCUCAAUUAUUUGCGGCUAAACAAUAACAGUCUCACUGGACCUAUUCCUUCCUCUUUGGCUAACAUGACUCAACUUGCCUUUCUGGAUAUCUCUUAUAAUAACUUGAGUGAACCUGUACCAAGAAUAAAUGCAAAAACAUUCAAUAUUGUAGGCAAUCCUCAGAUAUGUGCCACUGGAGUCGAGCAGAACUGCUUCAGAACAACGUCAAUUCCUUCGGCUCCGAAUAAUUCUCAAGAUACACAAUCCACCAAAAGGCCAAACAGUCACAAAGUAGCCUUGGCGUUUGCUUCAAGCUUAAGCUGCAUAUGCUUACUAGUUCUGGGACUUGGCUUCCUCAUCUGGUGGAGACAAAGAUAUAACAAGCAAAUAUUCUUUGAUGUUAAUGAACAACACCGUGAAGAGCUUUGCCUUGGAAACCUCAAGAAGUUCCAUUUCAGAGAACUUCAGCUUGCUACAAACAACUUCAGCAGCAAGAACUUGAUUGGCAAAGGUGGUUUUGGAAAUGUCUACAAAGGGUAUCUCCAAGAUGGUACAGUUAUAGCAGUAAAAAGGCUCAAAGACGGUAAUGCCAUUGGAGGUGAGAUCCAAUUCCAGACUGAAGUUGAGAUGAUCAGCUUAGCUGUCCACCGGAAUCUUCUUCGACUAUAUGGAUUCUGCAUGACAGCUACAGAGAGGCUCUUGGUUUAUCCGUACAUGUCAAAUGGAAGUGUUGCUUCCCGUCUGAAAGCCAAGCCAGCUUUGGACUGGCCUACGAGAAAGAGAAUAGCUUUAGGAGCUGGAAGAGGCUUGCUAUAUUUGCAUGAACAGUGUGAUCCAAAGAUUAUUCACAGGGAUGUGAAGGCAGCAAAUAUCUUGCUUGAUGAUUAUUGUGAGGCUGUGGUGGGAGAUUUUGGGCUGGCAAAGCUGUUAGAUCACAGGGAUUCACAUGUGACAACAGCAGUGAGAGGCACUGUAGGGCACAUAGCCCCCGAGUAUCUCUCAACAGGUCAAUCUUCUGAGAAAACCGAUGUGUUUGGUUUUGGAAUUCUUCUUCUUGAACUAAUAUCUGGCCAAAGGGCUCUUGAGUUUGGGAAAGCAGCAAACCAGAAAGGAGCCAUGCUAGACUGGGUGAAGAAAAUCCAUCAAGAGAAGAAAAUUGACCUGUUGGUUGACAAGGACCUGAAAAACAACUAUGACAGGAUUGAACUUGAUGAAAUUGUGCAAGUGGCUCUUUUAUGUACUCAGUACCUUCCAAGUCACAGACCCAAGAUGUCUGAAGUGGUUAGGAUGCUUGAAGGAGAUGGUCUUGCAGAGAAAUGGGAAGCCUCACAGAGAGCUGAAUCAACAAGAUGUAGAGGAAAUGAACUCUCCUCUUCAGAGCGCUACUCUGAUCUCACUGAUGACUCUUCACUACUUGCACAAGCAAUGGAACUUUCUGGGCCAAGAUAA